AUGGCAUCGCCGAUUCUCCUCAAUGCUUGGUUCAGCAACGAAGCUACUGGUCUUCCAUUUACAAGUUUAUUCUUAAAUUAUCGAAAGUCCAAGAGUAAAAUGAUUAGACUUACAAAUGCAAUUGAUAAUUUAAUUCAAUUCAGAAUUCUUCAAAAAGGAAUUGGUCGUGAUCGACAUAUUGUAACAGCCCGCAAAGAAACAUAUAUGAAAGCACCACCAGCCACUAUUCGUUCUAAUGCAAACAUGCUUGUUUAUCUGCAAUCAAUUGGUAUCGAUCUUGAGGAAUAUGUGCAUUUUUAUCUGUCGUCGCCAUUACCGGCGGACAUGAAAUUGACCGAAUUUGCUGUUAACAUGAUUUUAUCUAAUGAUGAUUAUAUUGAAAUUUGUCACUUGUUUAAUGAUGUUCGUCGAAAACAAUAUUAUAUACCUUCAUCUUCUCAAAUUGUUGAUCAAGGUACAGUUUCUCUUUUUUUUCCAAAAAGUGAACUUUUUGUUUAUUAUUUUCGAUUUACAGAAAAUAUAAACAGUCAAUAUGGUCAAGAGUCUGAUUUUAAUGACAUUAACAACAACAACAUUUCACUUUCAACGCCUGUUCCUUCAUUACUUCGUUCAACGGACAAUUUAUCAAUAUUACUUAUGCCAUCCCAUCUUCAAUAUCCAUCUUUAUUUUCUGAAGUUCGUGAUCAACCAGAAUAUAAUAAAACUAUUAAUCAAGAAACAUCCGAAACUGAACCAGAAAAUCUACAACAGAAUCAUCAUUCACUAAUUGACGAUGCUUCGAACCUGCUCACUAAUACGAUUGAUAGCGAUCCAUUAACUAUUCAUGGACAGAGUCUCGUACCCGUCAUGAGCGAAGCUGGUUCUGGCGAAUCAGUUUUCAACCAAUUCAAUACGUAUGAACAAACAAAUUACGAAAAAGGGCAAACUCAGUCAGAAUUGCAAAGCAUCGAAUUACGGUCAAACGAUGAUAACAAUUUUCUACAAACAGAAACAACAUCAUAUGAUAUGUCAAAAUUUUUAGAGAAAAUAAAUUCUCAACAAACAAUAGAACUGAUUUCUGAACUGAUUCGGAACAAAAACCAUUUAAUAAAACGAGUAUUGGAAGAACAAGAUAAUGAUUCUACAGCAAAACAACCGAGAAAUAAUGAACGUGAACAAAUAACAUUACCAACUUUCGAAUUGGAUCAUAACUUGACUGAAUCAGUUUCUCCUACUCCGAUCUGGACUCAUUCGACUGUUAGCAUCGGUAGGUUUCAUUUGAUUGACUUGGUACAAAAAAUCUCAAAAGUGAAUAACCAUACAUAA
This is a messenger RNA of Didymodactylos carnosus, 1305 nucleotides long. The record is from the annotation of a GenBank genome assembly. Lineage: Eukaryota; Metazoa; Rotifera; Eurotatoria; Philodinida; Philodinidae.